AUCAUGAAGAAAUUCUCACUAACAGGGAUGUAAACAAAUGUGUGCACAAUAUGAGGGAAAUAAGCUUUUUGUGCAUAUGGAACAUUUCUGGGAUCUUUAAAUUCAGAUUAUGAAACAUGGGACCAACACUUUACAUGUUGCGUUUAUAUAUUUGUUCAGUUUACAUAGUACGUUGCUAUAAGAAUAUUUUGCAAGCGUUUGAGUCCACUGAUCUGCAUAGCUGCAUCUUGAUGAGUGAAUAGGAGCAUAGCUGUAGAUGAACUACACUCAUGUGAAAUAGGUGUAAAAGUGAAAUGGUGCAAAUUGGGCUACCUUUACGCACCAGAUGUCCAAAUUAACAGGAUUGAUUGAGGGGGUUUAUGGCCAAACACUGGACUGGAUACUAUCAAUUUAUGUUAUAAUAAUCCAAAAUUCAGUCUGCCUUGUGUUCAUGUAAAGGUUAUUAUAGUUUUGUGGUUUUAUAUUCAUUUUUUGUCUCAGUUUUCAGAUCCACUUUGCUAGUUUUUAUUUAGUUUGUUUUCACAAAAACAUUUCUAUUUAGUUUUAUAUUAUUUUGUUUCAGUUUUAGUGUUAAACUUACUGUAUGCCUCCCAGUCUAAACAGUUUGUGUGCAUAUUUUAUGUCAAGCCAGGGUAAGCCUACACAAAACACAGCCCUCAUUGUAAGUCUUUCUAAAAUCCCCUAUGAGAGAAAUUAAUGGUGGAAAAACGACCCUGUUUGACCGCCAGGUUUUAUGGGUAUUAUGACACCUCCACCGUGGGGCUCUAUAGGGUGGUUUGAUUCAUAUAAAUUAAAUAAUAGCUCAUAAUGUGAGUCCUGACACAGACAUCUACUUCUCACGGUUAAAAAAAAGAGGACAUCCUCUUGCCAAUGGCUGAAGUCUAACCCGUGCGCAGACCCGUUUCUUGCGGUUCGUUGUUUAACUCGCCAUGAUAACCAGUUAUUCGGUGUUCAAGGGAUAGACAUCUUGCAAGAUGAUUUUUUUAAGCUUCUUGGUGAUUUUGACGUCAGUCCAAGCUGUGUCUGUGCCUACCUUCUCCCCCGUGUAUGAGCUGAAGGUGGGGUACGGAGACAAUGUCACCCUCCCCUGUAACUUUUCCUCCUACCUGGGCCAGGAGGAUGAGGGGGAGGUCCGCUGGGAGGCCAUGGGGCAGGAGGUGGCCUCUAUGGAGGUUGGGAACAUCCUUGGUGAGGCCAGAUGGGACGACGGGACCAAGGGGGUGGUCAAAACGACGCUGGGGUUCUCUUCCGGGGUGGAAUUCCCCCCAGCAGAGAGGAUGAGAGAUGGAGACUUCUCUAUGACCAUCCAGGAGACAGUGCUGAGCGAUGAGGAAAUGUACGAGUGUAUCUGGCUGGGCCGCAAGACCAUCUCUACGGUCUGGCUCAAGGUUCAGGAGCCCGACCCUCCACGCUCUAUCACGCUGUUCAAGGGAAGCCCAGUCACUCUGCCCUGCUACGCUGUCAUCCCCAAGACCCAGCCCACCAGCCAGAUCUACGUCCAAUGGCUGAAGGACGAUGUGGAGAUCAUGACCCUUAACCCUGGCCCAGACAACAAGGGAUCUAAGGAAGAAGACCUCCGUCUCUCUCUCCCACCCAACAACCUGCUGGAGAACGGUGACCUGUCCUUGUUUAUCUACAAGACGGAGCUCAAAGACCAGGGAGUCUAUCGCUGCUUCUACAAGUCCAGGGGCUUCGAGGACCCUAAGAGUGGGAUACCAGAGGGUGUCUCUCUCACCAUCCUAGAUCCAUACACUGACUUAUAUAACUUAACAGGAACAGAGAAUGUCACCAGUAGCUCAGACUUCAGUGGGACUAGCGGUGAUAGUGAGAACCCAAUAACAUUCUUCACUUUGGUGACCCAAGAUAAGGAGGAUAUGCUAGUGACAUCAUCUGAGCCAAUACUAGUGCAGACAGAGAUGACACCAUCAUCACCUGACACAACCUUCGAGGAUCCAGAAGACGUGUUGGCAGUGUGGGCAAAGACCCUUCCGCUUGUGCGUAUCGGGAUAAUCACUGGGGUUCUGCUGGUUACAGCUCUGAUCUUCUUCCCUCUGCUGGCUCUCAACAAGAUCCCAUCCUAGACCCACAUUAGGAAGAGAGGGUAGACGCAAGGGUUAGGGCAAGGUCAUUCAAUUAUGGUUCUGGAGGGCUGAAAAACAUUGCUUUCAUUCUCUUUUAAUCAGACUGAUACAGAUCUGGGUCUAUCAGGUGACUCUUGGCCAAUCAAUUACAUCAAAUGAUCAUUCAUUCAGGACUAGUAACUUUUUAAAGUGUAUACAGUGCAUUCGUAAAGUAUUCAGACCCCUUUGCUUUUUCCACAUUUUGUUACCUAUUCUAAAAUAUUAGUCUUUUUUUUCUCUCAUCAAUCUACACACAAUACCCCAUUAUGACAAAUUCAAAACAGGUUGAGACAUUUUUGCAAAUGUACAAAAAAAAAACAGAAAUAGGUUAUUUACAUAAGUAUUCAGACCCUUUGGGAUGAGACUCGAAAUUGAGCUCAGGUCUAUAAGGUCCCACAGUUGACAGUGCAUGUCAGAGCAAAAACAAAGCCAUGUGGUCGAAGGAAUUGUCCGUAGAGCUUUGAAACCGGAUUGUGUCGAGGCACAUUGCAGCAUUAAAGGUCCCCAAGAACAGUGGCCUCCAUCAUUCUUAAACGUAAGAAGUUUGGAUCCACUAAGACACUUCCUAGAGCUGACCUCCCAGACAAACUGAGCAAUCGGGGGAGAAGGGCCUUAGUCAGGGAGGUGACCAAGAACCCAAUGAUCACUCUGACAGAGCUCCAGAGUUCCUCUGUGGAGAUGGGAGAACCAUCAGGAAGUACAACCAUCUCUGCAGCAUUCCACCAAUCAGGCCUUUAUGGUAGUGGCCAGACCGAAGCCACUCCUCAGUAAAAGGCACAUGACAGCUCACUUGGAGUUUGACAAAAGGCACCUAAAGGACUCUGACCAUGAGAUACAUGAUUAUCUGUUCUGAUGAAACCAAGAUUGAACUAUUUGGCCUGAAUGCCAAGUGUCACGUCUGGAGGAAACCUGGAACCAUCCGUACAGUGAAGCAUUGUAGUGGAAGCAUCAUGGUGGGGGGAUGUUUUUCAGCAGCGGGGACUGGGAGACUAGUCAGGAUCGAGGGAAAGAUGAACAGUGCAAAGUAGAGAGAGAUCCUUGAUGCAAACCUGCUCCAGAGCGCUCAGGACCUCAAACUAUGGUUCACCUUCCAACAGGACAACACAGGCAUGGCUUCAGGACAAGUCUGCGAAUGUCCUUCAGUGGCCCAGCCAGAGCCCGGACUUGAACCCAAUCUAACAUAUCUGUUGAGGCCUGAAAAUAGCUGUACAGCGACACUCCCCAUCCAACCUGACAGAGCUUGAGAGGAUCUGCAGAGAAGAAUGGGAGAAACUCCCCAAAUACAUUUAUGCCAAGCUUUUUGCUUUGUCAUUAUGGGCUAUUGUGUAUAGAUUGAUAAGGGGAAGAAAAACAAAUCAAUACAUUUUAGAAUAAGGCUGCAACAUAACAAAAUACAAACGCACUGUAUGUGUGAAUAGUCGGAAAAUGCUACAUUAUUUUAGCCACAUUACAGCUACAGCCUCUAUGCAUUUGUCCUCUGAGAUUCUGGCUCAACCACAUAUCUGAGCUGCCAGUGAGAAGUCAAUCGUUUGAUGAUGUCUGCACUGCUACGUCCGCUGAAUGCUUUGGAGGUUGUGUAUUGGAAUGUGGGAUUGGACUCAAGGCCUCAGAUGAACCCUUCUAUGCUCUGUCCAUAUAUAGUAUUCCUAUUAAUAGCUGUCCCUGCACCAGGAAAUAUGUUUAUUGCUACAAGUGCUGGAAGGAUGACGAGGGCGGGGAGACCGUCUUCAAAUACUGAACUGCACCGUUUGAAAACACAGUAUUGGAUGUACAAUAAACGUGUGUUGUGAGCGCAUGGCAAAUAAACA
Molecule: messenger RNA, 3928 nt
Organism: Oncorhynchus keta (chum salmon)
Lineage: Eukaryota; Metazoa; Chordata; Actinopteri; Salmoniformes; Salmonidae
Exons: 7
Coding region: 975-2081 (368 amino acids)
Biological process (GO): cellular response to lipopolysaccharide; T cell costimulation; positive regulation of T cell proliferation
Cellular component (GO): external side of plasma membrane
Source: RefSeq, a predicted model, not a curated record